This is a messenger RNA of Indicator indicator, 1029 nucleotides long. RefSeq names its product WD repeat domain 31 (gene WDR31). NCBI's taxonomy places the organism in Eukaryota, Metazoa, Chordata, Aves, Piciformes, Indicatoridae. The transcript has 9 exons. The record is from RefSeq and is a predicted model, not a curated record. Gene Ontology annotation, molecular function: protein binding. The coding region runs from base 1 to 1029 and encodes 342 amino acids.
AUGGGGAAACUGCAGAGUAAGAUCAGCUUCCAGACCUUCAAAUACAGGCCCGAUGGCUCCUGGGAGGAGCCAGGACCCGCCCGAGCCGUCCAGCACCGCCCGGUGCACACCGACGCCGUCACCUCCGUGGCUGCUCUCCAGACAGACCUCUGUGUGUCAGGAGGGAGGGACAAGGCUGUGGCUGUCUGCAGCUGGAGAUCUGGGGCUGUGCUGCGUCGCUUCCUGGGGCACCAGCGGGAGGUCACCAAGGUCAGCUCUGCCCCUGCCUCAGACAGAGUCUUCAGUGCAUCCCGGGACAGGACGGUGAUGAUGUGGGAGCUGGAGGGGACUGCAGGGCCAAGCCAGCACUUCCCAGGGCAUGAGCUGGUGGUCACUGGCCUGGCUGUCAGCCCAGAUGGCUCCCAGCUCUGCACAGGCUCCCGAGACAACACAGUGUGCAAGUGGGACACAGAGACUGGGGAGUGCCUGGCCAGAGCUGCUAUCUCCAGGAACCUGGUCACACAUCUCUGCUGGGUUCCUGGGGAGCCCUACGUCAUCCAGAGCUCAGAGGAUAAAACCAUCAGGGUCUGGGACAGCCGGGAGCUGCAGGUGGCACACAGCUUUCCAGCCAAGCAGCACAUCCAGACCUGCUGUGCCGCCAGCCAGGACGCGCGGUACUGCCUGAGCAGCAGCAGCGGCUCCGCCGGCGGGGGCGGGGAGGCCACCCUGUGGGACCUGAGGCAGACAAGGAGCCAGGUGUGUGAGUACAAAGGGCACUUCCAGACCACCACCUCCUGUGUCUUCCUGCCAUGGGGCCCAGCUCUCACCCCCAGCAUUGCCACAUCCUCCUGCGACAGCACAGUGAAGGUCUGGGACCGAGACACUGGAGCCUGCCUGGCCACGCUGUGCCUGGAGGGGUCGGGGCCGCUGGCCUCGCUGGCAGCCUGCGACAGCUCCACGCUGCUGUGCGCCAGCUCCGGCUCAGGGAUCCACCUGCUGCGGCUGCGCGACCGCGGGGGGUUGGCCCUGGAGGAGGUGGCUGUGUUCUGA